Sus scrofa (pig) is the source of this 1671-nucleotide messenger RNA. The record is from RefSeq and is a predicted model, not a curated record. Lineage: Eukaryota; Metazoa; Chordata; Mammalia; Artiodactyla; Suidae.
ACACACAUUUCCCUGAGAUGGCUUCAGACCUCACUGUCUAUGUCUUCCGGUUCUGGAGUAGGGCUGUAGUGUUUAAAUCUGGCGCGCUUCACAUGGAUUGGCUACACCGGAGAGUGGUUUGCUGUGGGCUCGCUGCAGCUCCUCCUCGCCUCUUUCCCCGGGCAGAAGGUUUUCAAAUUCUACCAAUCGGAGGGCGCGUUCUCUCAGCCGGGGCGCGCCACCGAUUGGUUAACUGCAGCCAACCGGAGGCGGGUAUUAAAGAAAAGAGCCAAUCAGGAGGGCGCGGGGGUGUGCCCUGGGGGGCUUAUAAGGGCGGCUUCUGGGCGCGCGCGGCACCAGUUGGACUGCGGCGGCGGCUGUUUUUCGUCCCUGCGAGGCGUUCUCCUCAACGUACAUCUACCUCACGCAGCAUGUCGGGCCGCGGCAAGACCGGCGGCAAGGCCCGCGCCAAGGCCAAGUCUCGCUCAUCACGCGCCGGCCUCCAGUUCCCGGUGGGCCGCGUGCACCGCCUGCUGCGCAAGGGCCACUAUGCCGAGCGAGUGGGCGCCGGCGCGCCAGUCUACCUGGCGGCGGUGCUCGAGUACCUCACCGCCGAGAUCCUGGAGCUGGCGGGCAACGCGGCCCGCGACAACAAGAAGACGCGGAUCAUCCCUCGCCACCUGCAGUUGGCCAUCCGCAACGACGAGGAGCUCAACAAGCUGCUGGGCGGCGUGACGAUCGCCCAGGGAGGCGUCCUGCCCAAUAUCCAGGCCGUGUUGCUGCCCAAGAAGACCAGCGCCACCGUGGGGCCGAAGGCGCCCGCCGGCGGCAAGAAGGCCACCCAGGCCUCGCAGGAGUACUGAGGCCGCCUGCGCCGCCACGGCCGCCGCCCGGUCUUCCCUUCGCCACCACAAAGGCCCUUUUAAGGGCCACCACAGCCCUCACGGAAAGAGCUGGGCCACGACGGGCUCCCGGCCGCGCGCUCGCCCCCUCCCCAGCCUCGCCGCCGCCGCCGCCGCCUGCCCGCCCCUCCCCCGCGCGGCCCGCUCCCGCUGUGGCUCCGCCGAGGACGGCCGUUUGAAAGCCGCUCGGCCCCGGGGUCCAGCUCGUGACUGCUGGCCUGGCCGCAGACGCUGAUGGGCUGCGGGGAGGACGCGGCGCCUAAUGGAAGGCUGGGCCGGCCGUGCUGACGCAGGGCCGGGGAGCGCGGCGGGAAGGUGAGUGGGUGCAGAGGCCGCCGGCGGGGCCGCGCGCGUUACUCUCCAGCCCGUUGCUCCGGCCGCGACUUCAGACGGAACUCGAUUUCGGGCGGCGGCGGAGUCGGUCACAUUUGUUCCGGGGCCCCUUUGCUGCCGGGUCCCGGGCCUUGCACGUCCGCGCUCCCUCCAUCUCCGCUCGCAGGCCCGUGCGCGUCCGGACGAGACACUUGGCGGUGUGAGCGUCUCCCGCGGUGGCCGGUCCGGGCGGGGUGGGGGCCGCGCCCCCAGGCCCGCUCCCCUCCCGGCGGGCCCACUGGGCAAGCCAAGCACCUAGAUACCAGCACUACUAGUCCAUUAACCCCCGUCUGGACUGAGCCGCCGUUGGCUUCGGAACUGGAAUUUUGCAGCUAACCCAUCCGAGACUAGUACUUUAGAUAUUGGGGAGUUUCAGAUGGACUAAUUUUGUUUAUUAAAGGAUUGGUUUUUAUAUAUA